Molecule: messenger RNA, 408 nt
Organism: Vavraia culicis subsp. floridensis
Lineage: Eukaryota; Fungi; Microsporidia; Pleistophoridae
Exons: 1
Coding region: 1-408 (135 amino acids)
Source: RefSeq, a predicted model, not a curated record
AUGGCCCAUCAAGAGAAUGUGGUGCUUUGGCCGACCAUAUGUGAGAAAAGUGCGACCCUGGAUCUUUUCACCCAUCGGCUCUCUGCAGGCCAUAUUACUCUGUUUCUAAGCUAUUCAGUAUGCACUCAGAAAUUUCCAAUCCAAAAAGCGGACAAGAUUUUAUCGGCGGUGCGAUGCAACAGUUCCCGAUGUUCAUUCUCGAAUAUUUGUUAUUUUACACAACUGAUGAUAGAUGACACGUAUUGGGUUCUAGAUAUUUCACGAAAGGCACCAAAAUGCUCCAAUUCGAAAUAUAAUAAAAACCAAAUAUUGGAUGUGUUUCAACUCUGUUUGACUGCUAUCACACAAUUAGCAACUAGAAAUACGUUUCAAACUACGACGCAUGUUGAUAACGCGAUCUUUACUUAG